GCUACUUUACGUAUUUACCAGAACCUACCAUUAUAUCUGAUUUCGAGCCAAUGGGCAGCUGUGGAUCACAAGCAAAUCGAUAUGAUGAUGUUAGAGGCUCCUGCUUCUGAUACAUAUACCGUUUCAACUAGGACCAUCCGAUCAGAAAAACCCCGAACACCAGAUUGGUACACCUGUGCCCCCUCCCCCGGAGGCUACAAAAAUCAAGCCGUCUCGUUUCGGUUUAGAUUUCACGUUCCCCUCCGAGUUGAUAACACCCCUGCGUAAAUUUUGGUAGAGUAUUCCUACCACUGUCAGCCACCACAUCACCCCCACCCCCAUAGAACGCAUAUUCCCACUUUCUCGUUCGUGACCGCUCGAUAUCAUGUCAAACACUGGCGGAAGCCAGGUAUCGAGGAAGCCGAAGAUUCUGGUUGCAUGCUUUGACGGUACCGCAGGGCUUUACAAUGCGUCGAAUACGAAUGUCGUCAAGUUCGUCUCAUUAUUAAAGAAAGAGACGGAUAGCCAACUCUGCUAUUACCAGGCUGGUGUUGGGACGUAUUUUUCUCCUGGAGUGGUAUCCCCCAUGUUCAUUUGGCUCGCGAAGAUGUUGGAUGAGGCAUUUGCGUGGUAUCUGGACGCCCAUGUCAUGGAAGGUUACAGAUUCUUGAUGGAUAACUACCUGCCUGGUGAUAAGAUUUGUCUUUUCGGUUUUUCCCGAGGAGCAUAUACCGCACGUGCGUUGGCGGGAAUGUUGUACAAGGUUGGACUGCUUCCAAAAUCCGACCUCCAACAAAUUAGCUUUGCCUACGAUGCAUAUAAGACGACUGGCGUACAAGCAGAUGCGCUUGCUGCAGGAUUUAAGCAGACAUUUUCGCGUGACGUCAAAGUGGAGUUCGUAGGAGUCUGGGAGACCGUACAAAGCACUGGAGUGCUCUGGAGUCAGACACUCCCAUUCGCAGACUCUAAUUCCUUGAUCAAGACAUUUCGACACGCUUUGGCUCUCGACGAGCACCGCGUUAAAUUCCUGCCAGAACUUUACCGUCGGCCCCACACAGAUACACCUGAUCCGGAAUUUGUCGAGAUGUCAAGGUUAUUUGAAGUUGUUACAGCUUUGGAAGACAAUGUUUCCGAUGAAAUUGGUUCAUCUCAGAAUGAACUCCUUCGAGGUAUGAAACGUGCGAAGAAGUUCGCGGGGAAGAAGAGGUUUCAAGGACUGAAGCGUGGUUUCACCAAGAUAAUCUUGCGCCAGCAAAGCACAACCGAGAUUAUUAUUGAUAAGCCUGGGGAAAUCAUCAUCGUCAAGGACCAGACAAGUGUGGAAGUGCUCGACAUUCCUGACACAGAGCCGACACUGCCAACAGAUGUUAUGGAAGUCUGGUUCUCGGGAUGUCAUAGUGACAUAGGUGGCGGAAGUGUUGAGAACUCUGUCAAAGUCUCGUUGGCGCAAAUCACUCUUCGCUGGAUGGUUGAGCAGGUCAUCCUGUCUAACUGUGGCAUCUUUUUUGAUGAAGAAGCUCUUGAGCGCGCUGGCAUGCCAUUAUCAAGCUUUCCUACUUCGCAAACGCCUCCUGCUACUGAGGAUCCGACCGGCAAGUCACAACUGAUGAUGGACAACUCCCGUCUCAGUGCUGUGUCUAUCGAUGUUGUGUCCUCUUUCGUAGAAGCCGUACCCUCACCCGCCCCUUCUAGCUCUUCCACCGGUCCCCCCACUACACCCUCACCUCCAAAUCCUGAAACUUGCGAUGCUCUAGCUCCUUUGUUCGACCAGUUGCAGCUUCAGAAGGCUUGGUGGCUUCUUGAAAUCUUGCCCCUUCCAUGGGCAUGGCAAGAUGCGCAUGGCAAAUGGCACAAGAAAUGGAGCUGCCAUCUGGGUAAAGGUCGCGUUAUUCCCUACCAGCAUCCCAAAUUUCAUUCAUCCGUUGAGGAGCGUAUGGACUACGCACCCUUGAAAUACACGCCACGAGCGAUAUACCUCCACGAUCAAGUGGUUUAUGUAUGAUGAUGACGACGACCGGACUUCCAUACGAUAGAAACCUUUCGAACCCGUAACACGAAUACCCUGAGGGAUAUUAUUAGCGUUACGCUGUUUGAGUGAGUUUAUGCCCUGUAAUAUUCCGAGACUUCCAUAACUCGCUUUAUGAUUGUAUUAAUAAUGUGACCACACGUUUAAGUCGGUACC
Suillus discolor is the source of this 2161-nucleotide messenger RNA. RefSeq lists its product as uncharacterized. The transcript is spliced from 10 exons. The record is from RefSeq and is a predicted model, not a curated record. Lineage: Eukaryota; Fungi; Basidiomycota; Agaricomycetes; Boletales; Suillaceae. The coding region runs from base 365 to 1981 and encodes 538 amino acids.